AUGAUACUGACGUCAUUGAGCGUAUCAGACGUUAUAGGAAUUAUUGUAUCGAUUAUUCUCAUUUACGUCGCAAAAUUUUAUUUCCAAUAUUUUACACGUACAAACCCUUUGCCAGGGUCUAUCCCGUUACCUUUUGUUGGAAAUUUAUUAGGAAUAAUUCAUUAUGGUAAAGGGGAUUUUACAGUAUGGUACAAGAUACUACAUGAAAGACAUGGUGACAUUUUCGAAACAUAUAUCGGUGGUUGCCGAAGGAUUGUAAUCGCUCGACCGGAUUACAUCGAAAAGAUCAUGUCAACUUCCACACAGAGCACUUACACGUUAAGAAUGGGUAAAACACCCGCAUUUGAUGAAUUAGGAGUUUCAAAAAUAGGGUUGACUUUUAAUACACAUGUCCCUAAUUGGAAAUUUAAUCGUCAAUUCUUUACCAAGGUCAUCCUCGCUCCGAGUUUCUCCAAAGAGGUUGUAAAUUUGAUACCGACAAUUUAUGAUGAAUUAAAUGAAUAUUGGAAGGAAAUUGGUGAGGAUGUACCAAUUGAUUUUUCAAUUUGGAUUAAUAAAUUCACUACUGAGAUCACCUUCCAAAUGGUCGUUGGAUUAAGAGUAAACGGGUUGAAAUCAUACUUUAAUAGUUUUGUUGAAUCAUCAAAGAAAAAAUUCAUUGAGCCAAAUCCCAUUGAUAAAGAUAUGGAACAUUUUCCACAAAUUACUAAUGAAGGUUUAGAAUAUCUAGGCUUUUUUCUCGUUGUUCCUGCAAUAAUCAGACAUACUCUCUUAAAAAAGAAGAAUGAUGCGGCGUUUGAGAAUAGAAAGCAAACUUUUGAUCUCUUAACAAAGAUUAUUAAUCAUCGACGAAAGGAAAUUGAGCAGACUUCGAUUCACGAAGAAUUAAGAUAUGACAUGUUAACAUUAUUGAUCACAACGAAUACUGAACGGGAGCUUAUCGAUCAAAAAAGUGUUGAAGAGGAACAUUCCAAACCUUUAACUAAUGAUCAGAUUAGUCAAAUUUUACUUGAGGCACUUUCUGGUGGAAUUGAUACAUCCUCGAAUGCAUUAUGUACUGUCGUAUAUUAUUUGGCUCAUUACCCUGAGGUAUUGGCUCGUUUGCGACAAGAACUAGAUACAAUCUUUGGUUUCGAGAAAGAUCGAAAAAUCACGAUGGAAGACCUUUCGAAAAUGCGUUACGCGGAAGCUAUAUUCUACGAAUGUACUCGUUUUGUAAAUCCAGCAAAGACAUUAUUACGAACCUCUACUACAAAAGAUAUUAUAGCCGGUUAUGAAUGGCCUGCAAACAUGUUGAUCGAAAUAUAUGCUGAGGGGAUUCACAUGAACCCAGCUUAUUGGAAAGACCCUCAUAAAUUUAAUCCUGAUCGAUUUAUGAAAUCCGAAGCAUUAAAAAGUAAAAUAUUGACGUUUGGAGGUGGAGUUCGGGGCUGUCCAGGAAGAAAGAUCGCUUUAAUAACAAUAAAAUUGUUGAUAUUUUUGAUCUAUAGAAAUUUUGAUAUCACAUUAGUAGACAUGAAUGUCCCCAUGAAUUUAAAGUAUUCGUUUUUAAAUACUUGUACCGAAUUAAAGAUUAAAGUUAGGCCAAGGAUGUCGUAA
Molecule: messenger RNA, 1599 nt
Organism: Funneliformis caledonium
Lineage: Eukaryota; Fungi; Glomeromycota; Glomeromycetes; Glomerales; Glomeraceae
Source: the annotation of a GenBank genome assembly